AGUAGUGCUGGUAUAGCCGUUUCUUGACGCUGGACCGACUUGCACGUAGCAGCGAGAGUGAGGAGGAAUACUGUCUAAUCUUUGGAAUAUUACACGCGUGGAUGUUUUCGGGGAUGAUGCAGGAGUCUUGAAAUGAGAGUGUGAAAUGGUAUCAGUUCAGAGAGAGAGGAUCACUUCUUCAGCCUGUUUGAUGACAACGAGCAGUACGGCUCUGAGGAAAAGCUGCUGCUGCAUUCAUAAACACUUCUUUAGGACUCACAACAACCCCUGAGCUUUGUUUCGGGGUCAUUAAACGCAACAUUUCCCUGUUGUGCACGUGUGUUGACGAUGGCUGAGAAAGGUAACAUGAACUUAGAGCACCUCGGUGGAGUUGUCAGGCUCCGAGAGGAACACCAGAAGGUGGUGAGAGACUGUGAGAGUCGGAUCCAGCACUGGAAGAAGGUGUCAGGCGACUAUGAGGCCCUGAAUGAGCGCCUUCAAACUCUGCCUGACCAGCUGUGUUAUGACAUCAUGGUGCCGUUUGGCUCUUUGGCCUUCAUGCCCGGGAAGCUUGUGCACACAAACGAGAUCACAGCGUUGCUCGGGGACAACUGGUUCGCCAAGUGCUCUGCCAAGCAGGCUCAGAAACUUGUUGACCACAGGAUGACAUAUGUGAAGAGACAAAUGGACGAUCUGGAAAAGACGAUGAAGAACUUUGAAGCCAGAGUGGGUUUUACGAAGGAUUUGGAGAACAUCUCAGCCAGUAAAGGAGACUAUGUUGAUAUCAGAGAGGCAGACGGAGACAGGGAAGCUGCUCUCACCAAAGGAAAGCACAGAGUAGCUCACAAACCAAACUCCAAGCCCAAGUUUGAAGUGGUCUUGGAUCUUAAAGAGGAGGAAGAGGAGGAGGAUGAAGAAGAGAGCGGAGAUGGAGAGAGCAGAAAAAGCGUCCUGACGGAGGAGGAGCUGUGGGCUCGGCUGGAUGAGCUGGAGAAACUGGAGGAGCUUCAGGACGAGCAGGACAGGUUUUCAGAUAACGCAGACAUGAACGGUGAAGACACGUCGUCCCUCUCUUCAGAGGAGGAGAAGGAGGGAGAGGCUGCACCUCAAGUCAACGGGCUGAGCCUGAAGCCGAGCUGGACGUCUGCACCGCACAGCGAAGCUCCGCCUACUGUUGACAGGAAGGAGGAAGAAGAGGAUGAAGAUGAUGUGGAGGACAGCAGCUGUCUGCCAACCAUUUUCUUCUCUCACACAGUUGAACCCAAGAAGGUGAGGAUCAACACGGGAAAGAACACAAUGCUGAAGUUCAGCGAAAGGAAAGAACAGAAGGAGCACUCAAAGAGGAAAAAGAAAAAUGGACACAACGGACACUCCCACCACGAACUUCACAAAAUCACGACACCAGCAGAUAUCUACAAGUUGUUUGUGGACGUGAAAAACGGCGAGCCCGUCCCGAGAAAGUCCAUCCUCAAGUCGCGCAGCCGAGAGAACAGCGUGUGCAGUGACACGAGCGAGAGCAGCGCCGCAGACUUCGAGGAGCGCCGGAUGAUCGGACGCAGCUUCAGCCACGAUGACGCGAUGCACAGCGACACCAGUGACGGCAUCACAGAGGAGGACAGCCCCACGGCAGUCCCACUGCACCCUGCAAGCAGAUACGAGGCUUUUUCAGGUACGGUGGUAGAAAAGGACCCGAUGCCUUCAGCUGUCCCUCACCUGACCAUCGUCCCUCCGGCUCUGCCCACCAUCCUGGAGAGGAAACAAGAGGAAGUGACGCCCGACGUUGCACCGCCAGAACAAGCUCCAAAGAGGGUGUCCAAGUUCAAAGCUGCCCGGCUGCAGCAGAAGUGACAAACGAACAUCCUCUUUCCACUUGAACUCCUCGUGUCUGUUUUUUUUUUUAAAAGCCUUUUGGUUUCUUUUCUACAACCGAUGAACCGGACAAACUAUCCUCUCCUCUCUGUCAGAUUCUCUUCCUUCAGUCUAACGUAACUGAGUUUGAAGUUCAGUGAAGAAAAGCACAGCAGCAUCUUCAACCAAUCUCUGUAUGCACGCUGCUUUUCAAACACACCGUGAUCACUUUUUAUGCUAACCUUUCUAACACUUCUCUUCACAGCUUCUCUGACACCUGUUGAACUGAUUAUCGUCUGUCACAUGUUUACCUCUCUCCUGCUUUUGUCAGCCCUUCCUCCCAGUUUAGGUCAGUAUUUAGAGACUGCCUGUUAGGAUACGUUGCCUUUUCUUUCUUUUUCAUCAUUAAACAAAAUCAGGUGCCGCUAGCUCUUGUUUGACCUGCCUAAUGAAUGUAUGUUAUCCUUUGUGAUGAGCUUUAUGUAAAGACAAAAUAAUAUUAUUGGAAACUAAAUGGAAAAUAAACCAUUUUGGCUACAACCUGA
Messenger RNA from Notolabrus celidotus (New Zealand spotty), 2372 nucleotides. It is a transcript of the gene uri1, whose product is annotated as URI1 prefoldin like chaperone. Gene Ontology annotation, molecular function: transcription corepressor activity; phosphatase inhibitor activity; chromatin binding. The coding region runs from base 328 to 1827 and encodes 499 amino acids. The record is from RefSeq and is a predicted model, not a curated record. The transcript is spliced from 11 exons. Gene Ontology annotation, biological process: negative regulation of phosphatase activity; negative regulation of transcription by RNA polymerase II. NCBI's taxonomy places the organism in Eukaryota, Metazoa, Chordata, Actinopteri, Labriformes, Labridae.